AUGAGUAUCGGUGGCAGCGACCUCGAUCGAGCCAUUACACAGCUUCGCGCAUGCCGCCCGAUACCAGAAAACCAAGUUCGCGAACUAUGCUACAAAGCCCGAGAGUUGUUGAUAGAAGAGGGCAACGUGGUUGGGGUUGAUGCGCCAGUGACCAUAUGCGGUGACAUACACGGCCAAUUUCAUGAUCUGAUGGAAUUGUUCAGAGUAGGCGGCGAUGUGCCUGACACAAACUAUCUUUUCAUGGGUGACUUCGUCGACAGAGGUUUCUACUCUCUCGAAUCUUUUCUCCUAUUACUUUGCCUCAAAGUUCGCUAUCCCGAUCGAAUCACACUUAUCCGCGGGAACCACGAGUCGAGACAGAUCACAACAGUAUAUGGCUUUUACGACGAGUGCUUGCGGAAAUACGGCAGUGCAAAUGUCUGGCGGUAUUGCUGCGAGGUGUUCGAUUACCUAGCCCUUGGAGCUCUCGUCACCGGUGCUGCCACCACGCUCGACCCGACCGACGGCCCCAUCGCAGACAACGUCAACUGCGAUCUACCUGAUCCCGAACUGGACAUCGAGAUAGAAACUCUCAACGCCAAUGGGGAAAUCAUGUUCCGCUAUGCACGUAACGGAGACUCACAGUCAAGCGCCGCAUCCCAGGCCAACUCCAAUCCAGCCUCUUCCUCUCCGAUAGGCCCAACACCAUCGCGGUCGGGCGCCGCCGGCACGGGCGCCACCUCGUCUGCCAACGGUUCGACGCGCAACGACACUGGCGCUAUUCUCUGCGUACAUGGUGGUCUGUCACCGUUGAUCGACUCUAUCGACAAGAUCAGGCUGCUCGACCGGAAACAAGAAGUACCACACGAGGGAGCCAUGUGCGACUUGCUCUGGUCUGACCCGGACGAGAUCGACGGAUGGGGUUUAUCUCCCCGUGGAGCCGGCUUCCUCUUCGGCGCCGACAUUGUAAAAUGCUUCAACUACAAGAACGACCUCAGCCUCAUUGCGCGCGCACAUCAGCUAGUCAUGGAAGGUUUCAAGGAGAUGUUCGACUCGACCAUUGUAACCGUCUGGUCCGCGCCCAACUACUGCUACCGCUGCGGCAACGUCGCCGCCAUCCUCGAGCUGGGUGAAGAUGGCUCUAACGCAGGCUAUCAACGGCGCAGCAAUGGCGACCGUGGAGGUGGGGGUGGAGGCUGGAUCCUAGGCUCGAACGCCGGACCCAACGGCGUUAACGACGAGAAUAGACGCCUAUCCUCCGUCCUGGGAGAGAGCAUGCAGAAGCCGCGUGACGGGCCGGGCCGACGAUACAGGGUGUUUGAAGCGGCGCCGCAAGACUCGCGAGGCAUGCCAGCUAAGAAACCAGUUGCGGACUACUUCCUCUAG
Didymosphaeria variabile is the source of this 1365-nucleotide messenger RNA. RefSeq names its product phosphoprotein phosphatase PP4 catalytic subunit (gene PPH3). The record is from RefSeq and is a predicted model, not a curated record. Gene Ontology annotation, molecular function: protein serine/threonine phosphatase activity. Gene Ontology annotation, biological process: double-strand break repair via homologous recombination; peptidyl-serine dephosphorylation. The transcript is spliced from 4 exons. Lineage: Eukaryota; Fungi; Ascomycota; Dothideomycetes; Pleosporales; Didymosphaeriaceae. Gene Ontology annotation, cellular component: nucleus; cytoplasm. Bases 1 to 1365 code for a protein of 454 amino acids.